AGAAUUCUUCUUGUUCUUUGGGCUCUGUAAAAACACGAAGCAACCAAUCAAAAGACACAAUUAUUUUUUAACCUUCAUCCUGCAUCUUCCAAUAUCUCACUCAUCAAGAGAUAUAAACGAAUCGACUUCAUAAAAUUACAGAUAAACCCUCUUUCCAGAUCUUAACGCUCAUUUGGGAGAUCUUAAUUUACUCGAGGUAAAUAUUUAAAGAAAAGAGCUUGAAGAUUGAAGGAAAUGUCUUUUGAAUCAGGAUUGGAUAGUUAAAGGAUUGAAAUUUCUUGAUUUGAUCUUAAUGUAUACUCUAUAGUUUUGAGUUUGAUGUUCUAAAAAGAGACAAUUUCAUUGGAUAUAAACGUGUGAUGUAUUAUCUUUAAAUGAAGGCAGCUCAAGCAUGGCGUAUAGGCAUGAAAGACACACAAAUCUUGCCUUUGCCACGUCAUCGUGCUCGAUUAAAGAAACCAACAUGGAUUAUUAUAUUGGUUGUGUUUGUUUGUGUUUUCUUGAUUUUUGCUUAUAUUUAUCCACUUCAAAAUUCGGGUGCGUGUUAUAUCAUUAUGUCAUCUAGUUGUAACACCUUUUCUAGUUGGCUUCCCCCUCCUGCAAGAGAACUUAGUGAUGCUGAGAUCGCUUCUCGUGUUUUUAUCAAGAAUAUUUUGAACACACCAUCGAUUGAGUCGAGUAAUCCCAAGAUUGCUUUCAUGUUCUUGAGUGUUGGAUCAUUGCCUUUCGAGAAGUUGUGGCACAAAUUCUUUCAGGGACAUGAUGGUAGAUUUUCCGUAUAUAUUCAUGCAUCAAGAGAAAAACCCGUCCAUUCUAGCCGUUACUUCAUCAACCGAGAAAUUCGCAGUGGCAAGGUAGAUUGGGGGAAAAUUUCGAUGGUUGAUGCAGAAAAACGACUUCUGGCAAAUGCACUAAAAGAUCCCGACAAUCGUCAUUUUGUAUUACUAUCCGAUAGUUGUGUACCCUUGCGUGAUUUCGACUAUGUGUACAAUUAUCUUAUGUACACAAAUGUCAGCUUCAUUGACAGCUUUGAGGAUCCUGGCCCACAUGGAAGUGGCCGAUACUCGGAACAUAUGUUGCCCGAAGUUGAGAAGAAAUAUUUUCGGAAGGGCGCACAGUGGUUCACAAUGAAGCGCCAACAUGCAAUCAUAGUUAUGGCCGAUAGUCUCUACUACACAAAAUUUAGGGAUUAUUGCAGGCCUGGUAUGGAAGGGCGCAAUUGCUACGCCGAUGAACAUUACUUACCGACCUUUUUUCAUAUUCUCGAUCCAAAAGGGAUCUCAAACCGGUCAGUAACACACGUUGAUUGGUCCGAAGGAAAAUGGCAUCCAAAAUCUUACCGAGAGCAAGACAUUUCCCACCAACUAAUCAAAAACAUUACGUCGAUCACCAAGAGUGUUCAUGUUACAAGUGAGGGAAAGAAGAAGACUAUGAUUAUGCCUUGUAUGUUGAAUGGGAUCAAUCGUCCAUGUUACUUAUUCGCAAGGAAAUUCUUGCCCGAGACUCAAAACUCCAUGAUAGACCUUUUCACACAUCAGACAAUGUUUUGAAUUUUUGUUACAAUUUUUUUUUCCUUUUGUUGUAAAGCUUUUUCCAAUGAACUUCAUUUUUGGCCAAUUAUUUAGUGGUAAAUUUCCUUGUAUCUAUUUUUUGAUGUAAACCCCAUAUUUAAAUGGCUGAACUUUUGUAAGUAAGAACAAAUUUCUAUUCUUUAAACAUGUUUAUUAGGAACCAACAAAUCUAUGUUUCUAUGUU
Lactuca sativa (garden lettuce) is the source of this 1755-nucleotide messenger RNA. Its product is annotated as glycosyltransferase BC10. Gene Ontology annotation, molecular function: glycosyltransferase activity. Gene Ontology annotation, cellular component: membrane. NCBI's taxonomy places the organism in Eukaryota, Viridiplantae, Streptophyta, Magnoliopsida, Asterales, Asteraceae. The record is from RefSeq and is a predicted model, not a curated record.